AUGCCGUACGUGCAGUAUCAAUACGCCAACUACUCAACAAACUACAUCUCCUGGGGCAAGGGCAGUGUCCGGUUGCAGCUCAUCAACCAGCGCUCUGACUUCGCCUUCGCCCUCUUCACCGGUGGCCUCGACAACGUACGUGAUUCAACAGGACCAUUAUCGCUUCUAUAUGUAUCAAAGUUGCUACGUACUCCAUUAUCGACAACCUAA
This is a messenger RNA of Miscanthus lutarioriparius, 210 nucleotides long. Lineage: Eukaryota; Viridiplantae; Streptophyta; Magnoliopsida; Poales; Poaceae. The record is from the annotation of a GenBank genome assembly.